Colletotrichum higginsianum IMI 349063 is the source of this 423-nucleotide messenger RNA. Its product is annotated as DNA-directed RNA polymerase i and iii 14 kDa polypeptide. The record is from RefSeq and is a predicted model, not a curated record. Bases 1 to 423 code for a protein of 140 amino acids. The transcript is spliced from 4 exons. NCBI's taxonomy places the organism in Eukaryota, Fungi, Ascomycota, Sordariomycetes, Glomerellales, Glomerellaceae. Gene Ontology annotation, molecular function: DNA binding; DNA-directed RNA polymerase activity; protein dimerization activity. Gene Ontology annotation, biological process: DNA-templated transcription. Gene Ontology annotation, cellular component: RNA polymerase III complex; RNA polymerase I complex.
AUGCCCGGCAGAACGACCUCAGAAGACGUCCCCAUGGACGAGGCGCCCACGUCUUACCAGCCCGAAGAGGAGGCCGAGGCCCAGGAUGAGUCGCCCGAGCAGGAGGAAGAGGAAGAGGAGGAGGAGCCCCAGCGCGUCAAGAUUCUGCCCGGCUCAACAGACACUGCCGCCUCAUUCGAGUUCAUUGACGAGGGCCACACGCUCGGGAAUGCGUUGAGAUUCAUCAUCAUGAAGAACCCCGAUGUAGAGUUCUGCGCCUAUGCCAUUCCCCACCCCUCAGAGGCCAAGAUGAACAUCAGAAUCCAGACCUAUGACGGUACCGCCGUCGCGGCUCUGCAAAAGGGCCUCAAGGACUUGCAAGCCCUCAGCGACACCGUCGCCGAGGAGUUCAUUCGCGCCAAGGAUGAGUUUGGCCGUUCGUAG